Messenger RNA from Musa acuminata AAA Group (dessert banana), 1633 nucleotides. Its product is annotated as trihelix transcription factor ENAP1-like. The coding region runs from base 336 to 1256 and encodes 306 amino acids. Gene Ontology annotation, cellular component: nucleus. NCBI's taxonomy places the organism in Eukaryota, Viridiplantae, Streptophyta, Magnoliopsida, Zingiberales, Musaceae. The record is from RefSeq and is a predicted model, not a curated record. Gene Ontology annotation, molecular function: transcription cis-regulatory region binding. The transcript has 3 exons.
CUCCCCGUCCCUCGUUCUCUCUCCUUCCGGUUCGCCUUGCCCUCGCCCUUCUGUUCUGCUCCAUUCCUCCGAGCAGUAGCAGAGAUCAAACCCACGGCGAUCUCUCCUCCAGAUAAGUGAGAAUUUUUAUCCUCUAAUAGUGUGACAAUCUUGUUUCCGGCAGCUAUUUCUGUGAUGUUUGUACCUUUUCUUGCGUCAACUUUCCAUCUUGGCGGAGAAAAUUCGAGUUUCUAGGUGUUACCUACCCAAAUUCCCUGCUCUAGAGUUGGUAUUUUUCUGCACACGACGCCAGGUUUCAUGUCAAUCUGCUGCCGGAGCGUCAAAGGCCGCUCCCCAUGGAUGAUUCCCGCCUUCUAACGUGCCCGGACCCAGCGCCGAGGGUCACGGACAAGGGGAAGAGGGACGAGUGGAGCGAGGGCGGCGUCCUGUGCCUGUUGGAAGUGUACGAGUCCAAGUGGACACUCCGGAACCGGGCCAAGCUGAAGGGGAGUGAUUGGGAGGACAUCGCCCGCCUGGUGUCGAUGCGGUGCUCGGGAACUAAAGCGCUUAAGACCCCGACCCAGUGCAAGAACAAGAUUGAGGCGAUGAAGAAACGGUACCGCGCUGAGUCCGCCGCCGCCCAUGACCCCAGCUCUAGCUCCUCGUGGCAGUUCUAUGCCCGCAUGGAUGACUUGCUAAAGGGCACCGGGAAUUGCUCGGUUUUUCCGAAAGCCAAUCACGACAUCGAUCUCCAAGCUUUGCCGAAGGCGGAGGCGGAGGUCGAAGCUGACGGGCACUUACAUGAUAGCAAUCAUGACGACGGGUCGAAUUCGAUGCCCAUCAACAUGAAUGCUAAUGCUGACAAUAACGACGACGAGAAGAUGGAGAAGAGAGGCACGGACAGCAAUCUGAGUGCGCCAAGAGGCAAAAAGGAUGCUACUGCUGAGGAUGGUGCGAGAGAUCCUGGCAGUUCAUCCAAGAGGAGGAGAGUCACAGGGAGUGAGGUGGCAGACAGCAUCAGGUUUCUGGCUCAGUCCAUGUUGCAGAUUGAGCAGGUGAGGAUGGAGAUGUACAAGGAUUCUGAGAGGAUGAGAGCCGAGGCGGAGAUCAAGAGGGGGGAGAUGGAGCUUAAGAGGACAGAGAUUAUGGCAAGUACUCAGUUGCAGAUUGCUAAGCUUUUCAUGAAAAGAAUACACCAGAGGAGCAGUAAGAACCAAAAUCCAUCUUUGAGAAGUGAAAUUGGUAUUCUACCAAGGAGGGAUGGGCAGGGUGAUUAACUUCAUAAAGGGAAUCUACUUUCAAGCCAAGUUUUGGGUCCCUUUUCAUCCACAUGCAUUGACAUGCAAAGAUUGGAUCUCUGCAAUUUCGGUACCAAUAAUAAAAGUCUCCACGAUCUAUAGAUGUAUGUAUGAUUCGGUGUGCACUUUUAGAGAGAUGUUAAUAAACCCAAGAACCUAAAAUUGGAGAGCAGUUGCCUGCCCAUGAAAGGGAUUACAGGUGCAGUGGCUAUCAGCUGGUUGAUAACAUACCCCCGGUUGCCGAGAAAUUAAGCUCUCAAAGAUGUGGAUGCUUGGACUUCAUUGAUUGCAUCGGUUAUUGUCAUAAAUCCUCUGUGCUCACAUUCUACCAUCAUGGAAUUUGUACAUUAAGUUCA